Dipodomys spectabilis (banner-tailed kangaroo rat) is the source of this 906-nucleotide messenger RNA. RefSeq names its product sesquipedalian-1-like. Gene Ontology annotation, cellular component: trans-Golgi network; recycling endosome; early endosome. Bases 196 to 831 code for a protein of 211 amino acids. The transcript is spliced from 2 exons. NCBI's taxonomy places the organism in Eukaryota, Metazoa, Chordata, Mammalia, Rodentia, Heteromyidae. Gene Ontology annotation, biological process: receptor recycling; retrograde transport, endosome to Golgi; endosome organization. The record is from RefSeq and is a predicted model, not a curated record.
UGUCAGCCCUCCCUGAGAUGACACCUUGCUUGUUCUUUCCCUAAGAAAAUGCCCUGUGGCACAUAGUGCACUUUAUGAACCUAGCUUCCUUUAGGACCCAGAGGAAAUCAUUUGCCCCGCGUCCAUUCCACGGGCCAGUUCCUGGUUUCAGGGGUAGGAAAGCCAUCACAGGGCUUCCUCCCACACUGGAUCAUCAUGAAAUUGCACCGCAAGUCUGUGCUCAGUCUCUUCCAUGGGCAUAGAACACAGGCUCCGGACCAGGAGGGCAUCUUGCUAAAGAAGGGGACUAGAAACACCAGCUAUCAGCGGCGUUGGUUUGUCCUCCGGGGAAACCUCCUCUUCUACCUCGAACACAAGGCAGACCACACACCCCUGGGCCUCAUCCUGUUGGAGAACUGCCAAGUGGAGCCCCACCUUAAGGCUGCAGAACCCUAUGCCUUUACCAUCCAGACUCCUGGGGUGGAAGGCACAAGGGGAAGGACCUACAAACUAGCUGCAGAAAACCAGGAAGAACUAGAAGCUUGGCUGUGUGCACUGGCUAGGGUGAGCUGGAGGCGGCUGGCUGCACUGCUACCAGCCCUGGAAGCCCAGUAUCAGGAGCUGUGCCAGGCAGCUGGCCAAGAGCCCAGCUCACCCCCAGAAGACAGUGGCUUUCUAGCUGCUCUCGCUGCUCCCUCCCACUUCCAGGAGUUGCAUGAGCGCAUUGGUAAGGAGAUCCGGGUGCUGCGGGCAGUACCUAGAGGGCUCCAGGAAGCCAAUGACAAUGCUGGCAGCAGCUCUCAGACAAAGCUGGAGCAGAAGUUCGACCAGUGUUUGUUGAUGACAGACUGAGAGUUGGACCAAGGGCCAAGAGCUACCACCUACAUACCUGUUGAGAUCACAAACUGCUUUCAGAGACCAAGGCCC